UCUACCUCUUUCCACUGACUCUCUCUCUCUACGUUUUCGUCCAUCGAAUCCAGGCAAGAGAUCAGACUCAUCAAUAGUUAGCGACUAGCGAUCCACUGGAACUCCUACUGCCCGUUCCCCUAACGCAGUCUCCCGGAAGCGGUCUCUUAUCCCAGAGUCAUCAUCCUUGCUUGAACAUUCAAUUAAAUAAAGACUGGACCCGCUGAAUCUGGAGCACCACCUUUCUUACAACACUCGCCCAAACUUCCAUCCAGUCAGAAUCAUCGACGUGUAAGCCUCAAUUGUUCACACAGUACCACCCUCGACAUGUCAAGUCAUCACGCUCAUUUCGCUGCCGAUUCCACUGCCGGAUUACCUCAUACGCCCCCAGUCGAAAAGAUGGAGGAUGACACUAUGGAUGGAGGAGACACGAAACCAAUCCCAUUUUCAAGACCCAUAACGCCUGUCCCUGCGCACGAUCGGCUAGCGUUCGUCGGUUUAGGGGCAAUGGGAAAACGGAUGGCGGUCAAUCUGGCCAAAUCGCUGGCAGAGAGAGCAGCCCCCCCCUUGAAGGUAUACAAUCGAUCAGACAAGGGUCUGUCAGAAUUCAAGACGUAUGCCGAGAUGAAGGGCUUGACCGAGGAGAUGUACGAGGUCGAGAGGGACUUGCAUGUCAUCGGCAAGACCGCCGACAUCAUUGUGACGUCUUUGGGAGGUGAUGAAGCUGUUGAAGAGGUCUACACACAGCUCUUCAAGGGUCAGGAGAGUCAAUCGGACGCUGGAGAUGGUAUCAAGCCAGGUGGUCACGGGCGAACUACCAUCUUCAUCGACACCAGCACCAUCUUCCCCACCACUGCAGGCGCGAUGGAACGUAUGGCCACUUCGAAACCUCACAGGGUAUUCCUCUCGUGCCCAGUCUUUGGUAUCCCGGCUGCCGCGGAGGAUGCGGAUCUCGUCUUGGCAAUUUCCGGAGACUACUUUGCCAGGAAGCACGCUGCACAUGCCCUUGUCCCAGCUAUCGGUAAGAAGGUCAUGGAUCUGGGUAGCAACGUUGAGCGAGCCAUGGCGUUCAAGCUCGUCGGAAACUCGCUCGAGGUCGGCUUUAUCGAGCUCUUAUCGGAAAGUUUCACACUCGCAGAUCAAGUUGGCGUCGGUUCGAGUCAGCUCGUCGAGCUUAUAAGGGAUCAACACUCCUCGCCUCACUUGACGAGAUACGCCGAGAGAAUCAGCAAGAACAAAUUCGCAGUGGAAGGAGGAUUCAACUUGGCAGGAGGAAUCGCCGAUGCCAGACACAUUCGACGUCUCGCUGAAAACCACGAUGUUCCCAUGCCGUCCCUCGACGUGGCCUUGCAACAUAUGCUCAGUGCUAGAGCGCAUGGAGGUGCCGACCUCGAUUGGACAGCGCUAGUAGGAGGGCAGCGAAUCGCCGCGGGUCUGCCGCCAUUCUCCGGCAAGACGACACGAUUGGAAAAGGAGGAUUAAGAUAUCUAUUUCUAUCUCGACUCAUACCCCGUCAGAAGGUAUAUACCACCCAUGUUAGAGACAAAGUGACGAUGAGAGGCUCUGAAUGAGUACCUGUAUUACGUGGUAGGCAAGGUGGGAGCGUGCAUCAUUGAGUCUAGUAGG
Messenger RNA from Kockovaella imperatae, 1605 nucleotides. Its product is annotated as 6-phosphogluconate dehydrogenase. Gene Ontology annotation, molecular function: NAD binding; oxidoreductase activity, acting on the CH-OH group of donors, NAD or NADP as acceptor; NADP binding. The coding region runs from base 307 to 1461 and encodes 384 amino acids. NCBI's taxonomy places the organism in Eukaryota, Fungi, Basidiomycota, Tremellomycetes, Tremellales, Cuniculitremaceae. The transcript has 11 exons. The record is from RefSeq and is a predicted model, not a curated record.